CCCCCUCCUUCCUCUCUCCCUCCCUCCCUCUGGGGCUCCGGCGGGAAGGACCCGAUCUCCGGGCGGGAAGGGAAAGGCGGGCCAUGGCCGACCGGAGCCCCCCGAACUGCCACCUGAGGCUGGAGUGGGUUUAUGGCUACCGGGGUCACCAGUGCCGCAACAACCUUUACUACACGGCCGCCAAGGAGAUCGUGUAUUUCGUGGCGGGGGUCGGGGUAGUCUAUAGCCCCCGGGAGCACCGGCAGAAAUUCUACCUGGGGCAUCAGGACGACAUCAUCAGUCUUGCUUUGCAUCCUGAACGAGUAUUGGUGGCAACAGGUCAAGUUGGGAAAGAGCCGUAUAUCUGUGUUUGGGACUCCUACACUGUGCAGACUAUAUCAGUAAUGAAGGAUGUUCAUACACAUGGCAUAGCUUGCUUGGCAUUUGACGUAGAUGGUCAGCGUUUGCUUUCAGUUGGUUUGGAUUCCAAAAAUACAAUCUGUGUGUGGGACUGGAGAAAAGGAAAAAUGUUAUCUAUGGCUCCUGGCCAUACAGACAGGAUAUUUGAUAUUUCUUGGGAUUUGUACCAACCAAACAAACUUGUCAGCUGUGGUGUUAAACAUAUUAAGUUCUGGAGUUUAUGUGGCAAUUCACUGACACCAAAGCGUGGUGUUUUUGGUAAGACUGGUGAUCUCCAAACUAUAUUGUGCCUCGCUUGUGCAAGAGAUGAAGUAACAUAUUCUGGUGCGCUUAAUGGAGAUAUAUACGUAUGGAAAGGAAUCAACCUUAUACGGACUAUACAGGGAGCACAUGCUGCAGGAAUUUUUAGCAUGAAUGCAUGUGAAGAAGGCUUUGCUACUGGUGGCAGGGAUGGCUGUGUUCGCCUUUGGGAUUUAAAUUUUAAACCAAUUACUGUGAUUGAUCUCAGGGAAACAGACCAGGGAUAUAAAGGUCUGUCUGUGAGAAGUGUUUGCUGGCGAGGAGAUCACAUCCUAGUUGGAACACAAGAUAGUGAAAUUUUUGAGAUUGUGGUGCAUGAACGCAAUAAACCUUUUCUUAUUAUGCAAGGGCACUGUGAAGGGGAGCUUUGGGCUCUGGCAGUUCAUCCUACAAAACCAUUAGCCAUGACUGGAAGUGAUGAUCGAUCAGUCAGAAUAUGGAGCCUUAUAGACCAUGCAUUGAUUGCACGGUGCAAUAUGGAAGAACCAAUUCGUUGUGCAGCUGUUAGUACUGAUGGAAUUCAUCUUGCACUUGGAAUGAAAGAUGGUUCUUUCACAGUACUACGAGUUAGAGAUAUGACUGAGGUUGUUCAUAUUAAAGAUAGGAAAGAAGCUAUUCAUGAAUUAAAAUAUUCACCAGAUGGAAAUUUCCUUGCAGUUGGCUCCAAUGACAGCUCUGUUGAUAUUUAUGGUGUUGUUCAGCGGUACAAAAAGGUUGGGGAGUGUGUUGGAUCCACAAGUUUCAUAACUCAUAUGGACUGGUCAUUGGACAGUAAAUACUUGCAGACCAAUGAUGGUAGUGGAAAGAGACUUUUUUACAGGAUGCCUGGUGGAAAAGAAGUGGCAAAUAAGGAGGAGUUAAAAGGCGUCCAAUGGGCUUCAUGGACUUCAAUUUCAGGCCUUGAAGUUAAUGGGAUAUGGCCUAAAUAUUCAGAGAUCAAUGAUAUUAAUUCUGUAGAUGCAAAUUUUAUGGGCCAAGUUCUAGUUACAGCUGAUGACUAUGGAAUAGUAAAACUCUUUAGGUAUCCUUGUCUAAGAAAAGGGGCAAAGUUUAAAAAAUACCUUGGCCAUUCAGCACAUGUGACAAAUGUCAGAUGGUCACAUGAUUAUCAGUGGGUCAUUUCUAUUGGUGGAGCAGACCAUUCUGUUUUCCAGUGGAAAUUUGUUCCUGAAAGGAAGCUGAAGGAUGCUCUUCACAUAGCACCACAAGAAAGCCUGGUUGACUCUAACAGUGAAGAAUCAGAUUCUGAUCAAUCUGAUGUUCCAGAGCUGGACUCUGAAAUUGAACAAGAGACACAACUCACAUACCGUCGACAGGUUUACAAAGAAGAUCUACCUCAGCUUAAAGAGCAAUGCAAAGAAAAACGAAAAACUGCAGCCUCAAAAAGAAGAGAACGGGCUCCAAUCAAUAGUAUAAGAUUGCACUUUGUUCAUGGUUACAGAGGCUAUGAUUGUCGGAGUAAUUUAUUUUACACCCAGACUGGAGAAAUUGUGUACCAUGUUGCAGCAGUGGGUGUAGUAUACAAUCGGCAGCAAAACACGCAGCGUUUUUAUUUGGGUCAUGAUGAUGACAUUCUGUGUCUUGCUAUUCAUCCCUUAAAGGACUAUGUGGCAACAGGCCAGGUUGGUCGGGAUUGCUCAAUCCAUAUUUGGGAUACAGAGACAAUCAAACCACUGUCAGUAUUAAAGGGCUAUCACCAAUUUGGUGUCUGUGCUGUAGACUUUUCAGCGGAUGGCAAACGGUUAGCUUCAGUUGGAAUAGAUGACAAUCACACUAUUGUUCUUUGGGACUGGAGAAAAGGAGAGAAGCUUUCAGCAGUAAGGGGAAGCAAAGACAAGAUCUUUGUUGUUAAGAUUAACCCCUUCAUGCCUGAUAAACUCAUUACAGCUGGAAUUAAACACAUAAAAUUCUGGCGAAGAGCAGGAGGUGGACUGAUUGGGAAAAAGGGUUAUGUGGGUCCAAUGGGGAAGAUCGAUACAAUGAUGUGUGCAGUUUACGGCUGGACAGAAGAGAUGGCAUUCUCUGGAACUUGCACUGGGGAUGUGUGUAUAUGGAGAGAUCUGUUCCUCAUAAAAACUGUAAAAGCACACGAUGGCCCAGUAUUCAGUAUGCAUGCAUUAGAAAAAGGAUUUGUAACUGGAGGCAAAGAUGGAAUUGUGGCACUUUGGGAUGACACCUUUGAACGGUGUCUCAAAACUUAUGCCAUCAAAAGAGCUGCCUUGGCCCCUGGCUCCAAAGGUCUCCUUUUAGAAGAUAACCCUUCUAUACGUGCCAUAUCAUUAGGACAUGGUCAUAUUUUAGUGGGCACAAAGAACGGUGAAAUAUUAGAAGUCGACAAAAGUGGACCAAUAACUUUGCUGGUUCAGGGUCAUAUGGAAGGAGAAGUUUGGGGUUUAGCUACCCAUCCUCAUUUACCUAUUUGUGCCACUGUAAGUGAUGAUAAAACCUUAAGAAUAUGGGAUCUGUCUCCAAGCCAUUGCAUGUUAGCUGUUCGAAAACUGAAGAAGGGAGGAAGAUGUUGCUGUUUUUCUCCUGAUGGGAAGGCAUUGGCAGUAGGCCUCAAUGAUGGAAGUUUCUUAAUGGUAAAUUCAGACACUCUGGAGGAUCUUGUUUCUUUUCAUCAUAGGAAGGAUGUUAUUUCAGAGAUACGAUUUGCUCCUGGUGCUGGCAAAUACUUAGCUGUAGCAUCAUAUGACACUUUCGUUGAUAUCUACAAUGUAAUGAGCAGUAAGCGGGUUGGAAUCUGCAAGGGAGCCUCCAGUUAUAUAACACAUAUGGAUUGGGACAUAAGAGGCAAACUUUUACAAGUCAACACUGGUGCUAAGGAACAAUUAUUUUUUGAAGCUCCUCGAGGGAAGAAACAGCUCAUUCCCAGUAUAGAGGCAGAAAGGAUUUCUUGGACAUCCUGGACAAGUGUUCUAGGCUCCUGCUGUGAAGGAAUCUGGCCAAUAAUUGGGGAAGUCACAGAUGUAACUGCUUCAUGCCUCACCAGUGAUAGCACAGUCUUGGCAACAGGAGAUGAUUUUGGAUUUGUAAAGCUUUUCCGAUACCCUGCCAAAGGAAAAUAUGGGAAAUUUAAGAGGUACGUGGCUCACAGUACACAUGUAACAAAUGUUCGUUGGACUCAUGAUGACAGUUUGUUAGUCAGUGUUGGAGGUGGAGACACGUCUUUAAUGCUGUGGACCCAUGAGAUGGAGGGUCAUCGAGAAAGUAGGCAGUGUGACAGUGAAGAAUCUGAUCUCGAUUCUGAGGAAGAUGGGGGAUAUGACAGUGAUGUCACCAGAGAAAAUGAAAUUAAUUACACCAUCAAAGCCUUAUCAACCAACAUCAGACCUAUGUUUGGAAUCAAGCCUCAUCUGCAGCAAAAAGAGCCUUCAGUUGAUGAAAGGCAAGGAGUUGUAAGACCACCAGUUAGUAGGGCAUUGCCUCAGCCUGAAAAACUUCAGACAAAUAAUGUAGGGAAAAAAAAGAGACCUAUUGAGGAUCUAGUGCUGGAGCUGGUGUUUGGAUAUCGAGGGAGAGAUGGCAGGAACAAUGUGCACUAUUUGAAUGAUGGUGCUGAUAUAAUUUAUCACACUGCAUCUGUUGGGAUUCUGUACAACGUGGCAACAGGGUCUCAGUCUUUUUACCAGGAACAUAAUGAUGAUAUUUUGUGCCUCACUAUAAAUCAGCAUCCCAAGUUUAUCAACCUUGUGGCAACUGGCCAAGUAGGAGACUCAGCAGAUAUGUCAGCUACAGCACCAUGUAUUCACAUAUGGGAUGCAAUGAACAAGCAGACACUGUCUGUAUUGCGAUGCUACCACUCAAAAGGAGUUUGUUCAGUCAGUUUUAGUGCCACUGGCAAGCUUCUUCUGUCUGUAGGGCUGGAUCCUGAACAUACCAUUACCAUUUGGAAAUGGCAAGAAGGUGCCAAAAUUGCCAGUAGAGCUGGUCAUAAUCAGCGUAUUUUUGUAGCAGAAUUCAGGCCUGACUCUGACACACAGUUCGUUUCAGUAGGAGUAAAACAUGUGAGAUUCUGGACCCUUGCGGGAAGAGCACUUCUCAGUAAAAAAGGACAGACAAGUUCAAUAGAAGAUGCACGAAUGCAGACCAUGCUGUCUGUAGCUUUUGGAGCUAAUAAUUUGACAUUUACAGGUACCAUCAGUGGAGAUGUAUGCGUAUGGAAAGAACAUAUAUUGAAUCGAAUUGUGGGCAAAGCUCACAAUGGGCCUAUAUUUGCAAUGUACACAACACUACGAGAUGGCUUAAUUGUAACAGGUGGCAAAGAGAGGCCAUCGAAAGAAGGAGGAGCAGUGAAGCUAUGGGAUCAGGAACUAAGGAGAUGUCGUGCUUUCAGAUUAGAGACAGGACAGAUAAUUGAUUGUGUUCGCUCUGUAUGCAGAGGAAAAGGAAAAAUUCUUGUUGGGACAAAGAAUGCUGAAAUAAUAGAAGUUGGAGAGAAAAAUGCAGCUUGUAACAUUCUAAUUAAUGGCCAUAUGGAUGGGCCUAUCUGGGGACUGGCAACACACCCUUCUCGUGAUUUUUUCCUUUCUGCUGCAGAAGAUGGGACAGUCAGACUUUGGGAUAUUGCUGAUAAAAAGAUGGUGAACAAAGUCAAUUUGGGCCAUGCAGCACACACUGUAUCUUAUAGUCCAGAAGGUGACAUGGUGGCUAUUGGCAUGAUGAAUGGAGAAUUUAUUAUCUUGUUAGUGAACUCUCUGAAGAUAUGGGGCAAGAAAAGGGACAGAAGAUCAGCUAUUCAAGAUAUCAGGUUCAGCCCAGAUUCUCACUACUUAGCCGUGGGUUCCAGUGAAAAUGCAGUGGAUUUUUAUGACCUGACAUUGGGGCCUGCUCUUAACCGAGCCAGCUAUUGCAAAGACAUCCCAAGUUUUGUAAUUCAAAUGGACUUUUCAGCAGAUAGCUGUUAUCUUCAGGUCUCUACUGGGUCUUACAAAAGGCAAGUUUAUGAAGUGCCUUCAGGAAAACAACUCCUGGAUCAAACUGUGAUUGAUAGAAUAACAUGGGCCACUUGGACCAGUGUUCUAGGAGAUGAAGUUGUUGGAAUCUGGUCCAGGCAUGCUGAGAAAGCGGAUGUAAAUUGUGCCUGUGUUUCUCACUCGGGAAUCAGCCUUGUAACAGGCGAUGACUUCGGCAUGGUCAAGCUGUUCGAUUUCCCUUGUCCAGAAAAAUUUGCAAAACAUAAAAGAUUUUUAGGUCACUCAGCCCAUGUGACUAAUAUUCGCUUUACAAGUGGAGACAGAUAUGUUGUCAGUGCUGGCGGAGAUGACAGCAGCAUAUUUGUCUGGAAAUGUGUACAUAUGCCUCAUUGAGACACAUGGAGACCUUCCAAAGAGGACACUGCAUGAAGAGGCGUUAAUGCCCCACAAUUGCAAAGAGACAUUCUCCAGUGCCCUGCAUGCUUCAAGAAAUGGUGCUGAUAAAGACAGAGAACCAUCUGCCUGCCUGACUAGAUUCUAUUAGAAGAAUGGACUGCUGCAAACGUAUUGAGUCUAGUCAUGUUACAACAGUAUCAGAUAGCCUACAUCUGUUUCCCACUCACUGCCAGAUGCUGAAACACAUGGACAAGAGGAAGUGAGUUUUGGCUCAGUGUACAGUUUCCCAAUAAGAUCCUGGAUUUGUAAUCAAGAGAUGUUAUUUCUGACCUAGUGCUGUACAUCACCAUGUUUACUUUCAGCAUGAAUGUUUAAGUACUGGGUACUGACUCUUGCUCAAAUAGAAGACUCCUUAUUUUAUUACUGAAAGGAAAAGCACCCUGCAGCUCUUAAACAAUAGAUUUUUUAAGGGAGAAAAUAAAGUAGAAAUAUGAGUGGUGCAGCAAAAUAUUGCCUAGUUCACUAGGAAAAAAAACUCCUAAGAAUUAAGUUUAUUCCUAGGACCUGCAAAAUUCUAUUGAUUUUAAGGACUGGGUUGUAAUCAUGUCUGGUGAAUGAUAGUAGACAUGCAUGAACCCAUUCUUCAACACUAAUUUAGUGUUUUUGUAACACUUAAGCAUUAAAUUAGUUCUGUGAGCAGAAUCAGAUUUGCUCACAUUGUGAGUGCCUUGCCCACAACCUAAAAGUCUAACUCCAGUUUUUGCCUUGUGAAUAAACAUGUUAUCAAUGAAAGAGAAAGUGCUGUGUUUGCUUGCAGAGAUGUGCUGGACGUGAGAAAUAGGUUGUUCAUUUUAGUGUUCAUACACUGAUGAAGCUUUGGGUUGCCAUCAGAUGCAA
Molecule: messenger RNA, 6908 nt
Organism: Elgaria multicarinata webbii
Lineage: Eukaryota; Metazoa; Chordata; Lepidosauria; Squamata; Anguidae
Gene: EML5
Product: EMAP like 5
Exons: 43
Coding region: 84-6008 (1974 amino acids)
Molecular function (GO): microtubule binding
Source: RefSeq, a predicted model, not a curated record